AUGGGUCGCUUAACAUCAUGUUUAUUGGUAUUAUCAGUGCUAGUCACUGCUGCUUUUUGUGUAGAGAAAGCUAGAUUUGAUUUUUAUCGAGUAUAUGAAGUUACAGCAAGUGAUGAGAUCCAUUUGAAGAUCUUUCAACAAAUUUUGGACUAUCCUGAUGGGUACAAAUUCAUGACGACCCCAAAAAUGCUUAUAGGAUCAACAGCACAACUUAUUGUACCACCCCAUAAAUUUGGAGAAUGGAGUGAGUGGGUCGAAAAUUUUAAAAUCGAGGUUAAGCUACUGAGUAAUAACUUACAAGAAAUGAUCGAUAAAGAAGAUGCAGCAACUCAACGACAACGUCGUACAGGUGUCUACGAUUGGUCUACAUACAGAAGCUAUAAUGAGACUUAUGCUUGGAUGGAAAGCCUUGCUGCUUCUCGUCCUAAUGACAUUUCAACUUUUGUUGUCGGAAAAUCUUAUGAAGGAAGAGACAUCAAAGGGCUAAGAGUCAAUAUUGGAAAUGCAACUGGCAAACCGUCAAUUUUCUUUGAAAGCAACAUCCAUGCCAAUGAAUGGAUCGGAAGUCAUACUACAACUUACAUUAUGAAUCAGCUGUUAACAUCUAAUGAUGAUGAUGUAAAGGCGUUAUUGGAAUCAUUCGAUUGGUGGUUCCUCCCGAUUUUAAACAUUGAUGGUUAUGAAUACACUUGGAAUGUCGACAGGACAUGGCGCAAAACUAGAAGACCAACUCAAAAUCCACUUUGUCAUGGAGCAGAUCCAAACAGAAAUUGGGAUGUAUCGUGGGGAGCUUUUGGUGGAAGUAACCUUCCAUGUUCAUCAGGAUAUUAUGGUGACUUUGUCUUUUCAGAAGUAGAAACGAAGCAAUUAGCAGAAUUUCUCGCAACAGUUCCAAACUCCUUUGGAUAUAUUUCAUUCCAUUCAUACGGACGAUUGUUGAUGACUCCUUAUGCUUACACACAAGCUCCUGUCGAAGAUUUACAAAUAAUGAAUGGAAUUGGAGAAAAAGCAACAGCAGCAAUUUCUCCAUUCAGAGGAGUAAGUUAUAGACUAGGUAAAAUCAGUGAUUUCUUUGGACUUGUUGCUGGAUCAUCUGUUGACUAUGUAGCAAUCAAUCAGAAGCCAAAAUUGGUUUAUUGCUAUGAGUUAUCAAAUAAUCACAUAUUGCCAAAUGAAGAGAUUCUAGCUACAGGACAGGAACUUUUUGCUUCCAUUAAGACUAUUUUUACAGAAGCAAUAAAUCUUGGACUCGUCUGA
This is a messenger RNA of Chironomus riparius, 1257 nucleotides long. NCBI's taxonomy places the organism in Eukaryota, Metazoa, Arthropoda, Insecta, Diptera, Chironomidae. The record is from the annotation of a GenBank genome assembly.